This is a messenger RNA of Dioszegia hungarica, 858 nucleotides long. RefSeq lists its product as uncharacterized. The record is from RefSeq and is a predicted model, not a curated record. The transcript is spliced from 3 exons. The coding region runs from base 1 to 858 and encodes 285 amino acids. NCBI's taxonomy places the organism in Eukaryota, Fungi, Basidiomycota, Tremellomycetes, Tremellales, Bulleribasidiaceae.
AUGGAAGGAUCAGCCCCGAGUACCGAGCUCAUCGAACAGCAAGUGGAAUAUCUCGAGGGCUUGGUCACUUCUUCAUACGGUGCCUGGUUGGCAUUCCGGCAGCUGAACCCAGACUCUCACGACUACCACCGAAUCAGCCAAAGCAUCACGCGUCUCGACCCUUCGACAGGCGAAUCAAUCACUAUGCUCCUCCAAGCAGUCGAAGGAUUCCUCACUGCCCCACUUACCGAUCCCACUCGGUACCACCGCAGUGGCAGCGUGAUGACGUUCCAGAAGUUCCUCCUGACCGAGACGGGUCCUGGAGGUUUCUUGGAAGCUUUCAUACAUCAAAUUGCCGUGCAGGACGAGUACGUGCGCACGAGCAUCAUCGACAAGGUCAUGAUGCUUCCGGAAGGAACGGUCGAUACCCUGCUCGGAUGGAACAGGAAACAACGAUGGCAGUAUAUCACUCAUAAUCCGGAUAGCCAGUAUACCUGGAGCCUUGUCGAGCUGUCGCAAAUCGAGACUUGGAUCAUCAUGGGGGACGACUAUGAUACGGUGGCGGUCAAGAUGGGUGGGUCGCCUGGCACGGUGCAGGGUAGGUUGAACAGGCAAUGGAAGCGGAUACACCCGUCAAUCCUGGAGGGUGGUCAUCAGUCAUUCGCUCGACGGGGAUCUCGCCAGGCGGCGCAACUGUACCCGUUCAUACAUCCACCUACCACAUCGGAGGUCGAAGAGACCACGGAGCAGAUCUAUGGCGAACAAUUAUCUGCUCAGAUCGAAGGUCUCGGAGCUCCACAGGCAUCGGAUCUUGCAAGAGAGCUGAUGGACAACAGCCCAUACUUCGUCUUUUCCGCCAGCACGCUGGGCCUUCAGUAG